AUGGCGAAAGGGGGCAUUGGAAUGGUCUUAGCUCCUGAAUAUUCAGACAAUAAAAAGAAAAACGGAAAAAAUAAGAUUGAGACAGUUAUGAAUUCCAUUCAGUUUCCUUUACUUGAUCGAACAGCCCCAAAUUCAAUUAUUUCAACUACAUUAAAUGAUCUUUCAAAUUGGUCAAGACUCUCUAGUUUAUGGCCGCUUCUCUAUGGUACCAGUUGUUGCUUCAUUGAAUUUGCUUCACUAAUAGGUUCACGCUUUGACUUUGAUCGUUAUGGACUCGUACCAAGAUCGAGUCCUAGACAAUCGGAUCUAAUUUUAACAGCCGGAACAGUAACAAUGAAAAUGGCCCCUUCUUUUCCAAUAGAUAUUGAUUUUUGCAAUUGCAGAUAA
Messenger RNA from Solanum stenotomum, 387 nucleotides. RefSeq names its product NAD(P)H-quinone oxidoreductase subunit K, chloroplastic-like. The transcript has a single exon. Lineage: Eukaryota; Viridiplantae; Streptophyta; Magnoliopsida; Solanales; Solanaceae. The coding region runs from base 1 to 387 and encodes 128 amino acids. Gene Ontology annotation, molecular function: NADH dehydrogenase (ubiquinone) activity. The record is from RefSeq and is a predicted model, not a curated record. Gene Ontology annotation, biological process: electron transport coupled proton transport; aerobic respiration.